Salvelinus sp. IW2-2015 is the source of this 2038-nucleotide messenger RNA. Its product is annotated as E3 ubiquitin-protein ligase TRIM39-like. The record is from RefSeq and is a predicted model, not a curated record. Gene Ontology annotation, molecular function: protein binding; zinc ion binding. Lineage: Eukaryota; Metazoa; Chordata; Actinopteri; Salmoniformes; Salmonidae.
AAUGCAGGUAUUCUGUCACUCAACUGAUGGAAAGGAGCAUCAGAGAGUUGAUAGAAGUGGAAUGUAACACAUCUUGUCUCAUUUUGUCUUAUCUUCAGAGGCUUUUUUUACACAGCUGCGCUACUAGGACCAGAGUGGUGGAGAGAGCAGUGUCCACACAGACACAUUCAUACACACAAGCGAAGAUAUGGCAUCCCCCAGCAGUCUCCUGUCUGAAGAGCAGUUCCAGUGCUCUAUCUGUCUGGAUGUGUUCACUGACCCAGUCUCCAUCCCAUGUGGACACAACUUCUGCAAGGCCUGUAUCAAAGGGUACUGGGAUAGCACGGGUCUGUUCCAGUGUCCCCUGUGUAAGCAGAUAUUCCUCAUAAGACCUGAACCGAAUGUCAACAGAACACUCAGAGGAGUUGCAGAACUUUUUAAGGGAUUGAUAGUGAGAGACAGAGAGGACUUCGCUACAGAGCCUGGAGAAGUGGUCUGUGAUGUCUGCACUGGCAGGAAGCGCAAGGCUCUGAARUCCUGCCUSGKUUGUCUGACCUCGUACUGUGASWCUCAUCUGGAGCMUCAUCAGAUAGCCCCAGCCCUGAAGAGACACCAACUGAUCGACCCUGUAAAGAACCUYGAAGACAGGGUAUGUAAGAAGCACAACAAACUCCUCGAGCUGUUCUGUAGGACUGACCAGACAUGUGUGUGUCAGUUCUGCUCUGAGACUGACCACAAGGCUCACAACAGCGUACCUCUGGAAGAAGAAUGUGACCAAAGGAAGUCUCAGCUUGGGAAGACAGAGGCACAAGUGAAGCAGAUGAUUCAGGAGCGACUGCAGAAGGUUAAGGAGAUCAAACACUCAGUAGAUCUCAGCAAAAAACACACAGAGAGGGAGAUGUCUGACAAAGUACAGAUCUUCACCGCUCUAGUUCACUCGAUUGAUAAAUGUAAGGCUGAGCUCAUUUGUGUGAUUGAGCAGAAGCAAGAAGCUACAGAGAAGUUGGCUGAAGGUAUCAUUGAAGAACUGGAGCAAGAAAUCACUGAGCUGAAGAGGAUAAGCUCUGAGCUGGGGCAGCUCACACACACCAAGGACCAUCUCCAACUCCUCCAGAGCUCCCCAUCCUGGUGUCUCCCAGUAAAGGCCAAGGACUGGUCGGAGAUCAGUAUUGAAAGCCACCUGCACAUGGGGUGCAUGAAGAGAGCUGUAUCUCAGCUGGAAGACAAACUGACGAGUGAGGUAAAGAGAUUUCAUAAUGAGAUGGAGAAUGAGCUGAAGAAGUUGUGUGAAGCUGAGAUGAAGAUUCCGCAGUAUGCAGUGAAUGUGACUCUGGACCCUGAUACAGCAUAUCCUGAACUAAUCCUGUCCGUGGAUGGGAAACAAGUGAGGUGUGGGGACCAAUCACAGAAUCUCUCAAAUAACCCAAAGAGGUUUACUUAUAUAUACAGUGUCCUGGGGAAGGAGGGCUUCUCCUCGGGGAAAUCUUACUAUGAGGUACAGGUGAAGGGCAAGACUGAAUGGGAUGUAGGAGUGGCCACAGAAUCCAUCAAUAGGCAGGGGUGGUUACCACUGAGCCAUGAGGAUGGAGUGUGGACUUUGGGGCUGAGUACAAAUAAUUACUAUGAGGCUAAUGACCCCAAAGUACAGCUGAGCCUGAAAAAGAAGCCCCAGAAGGUGGGGGUGUUUGUGGAUUAUGAGGAGGGUCGGGUCUCCAUUUAUGAUGUGGAUGCCACUGCCAGAUCUCACAUCUGCUCUUUCACUGGCCACAAAUUCACAGAGAAACUCUAUCCAUACUUCCACUGUGGGUAUCCUGAUGGUGAAAGAAACAUAGCCCCACUGGUCAUCUCUCCUGUCAGUCAGAUGACUGGCCCAGUGCUACAUUAGGGAUGUUUGUCAUUAAAAAUAUGUGUUGCUUUGUUUUCUUCCUAUUAGGAUGAAGAUGCAUAGAUUUAGUAAUAUUGUUCUUCGUUCCUGUGUAUUUUGUGUAUUCUAAUAUACAGUGCAUUCGAAAAGUAUUCAGACCCCUUGACCUUUUCCGCAUUUUGUUACGUUACAGAU